AUGGGUCUUUAUGCAGACGCUGGCCUGAUUAACAUUGCCAAACAGCUGUUUGAGCAAACUCCCCACAGAGACGUAGUCUUAUGGACUUCUCUGGUCUCGGCUUAUGCUAAAUGCGGCCUGCCUGAUGAAGCACGCCAUGCUUUUGAUCAGAUGCCCGAAAGGAAUGCCGUGUCAUGGGCUGCUGUCAUCUCUGCUUACUCUCAGGGUGCGCGUCACAAGGAAGCUUUAUUGGUAUUUGAUGAGAUGCACUAUGCUGGAGUUGAGCCCACUGAGGCUACGCUUAUCUCUGUACUCUCCUCUGCAGGAUAUAUUGGUGCUCUUAAGGAAGGAAAGUGGGUCCAUGAUUACGUUAUUCACAACCAGAUCUUUUUAACUGCCAGUCUUGGCACUGCACUUCUUAGCAUGUAUGCCAAGUGUGGUUGUAUUGAUGAUGCAAUUCAAGUUUUUGCUGGAAUGCCUCAGCGGGAUGAACUUGCUUGGACAACCAUGAUCUCAGCACUCGCGAUGCAUGGACAAGGAGAGCUAGCGCUUGUUCUUUUUUAUGAGAUGCUUAGCCUUGGAUUGAGACCGGACCAUGUUACAUUCGUUGGGGUCUUAAGUGCAUGUAGCCAUGCUGGGUUAAUCGAGGAGGGCCGCUAUCAUUUUAAGUGCAUGAAAGAUACGUUUAGAAUUGAACCCAGAGUAGAACACUUCGGGUGCAUGGUUGAUAUUCUAGGCCGAGGUGGAUAUGUUGAGGAGGCUUGGGAUUUUGUCCAAGCCAUGCCCAUGGAACCAGAUGUUUUGGUGCUCAAGAGUCUUCUUAGCGCUUGUGCUAGUUAUGGUAGAGUAGAAUAUGCGGAGUGGGCUGCUAAGAAGCUUAACAAGUUAGAUCCAGGUAUUGCUUCUUCCUAUGUGCUUCUAGCGAAUGCCUAUGCCAACCUUGGUAGAUGGGCUGAUGCUGAAAGAGUGAGGAAGAUGAUGAGAGACCGAGGGGUAACAAAAACUCCAGGUUGUAGUCUGAUUGAGGUGGGUGGUGUGGUUCAUCAGUUUGUGGCCGGAGAAAAUGAAGAACACCACCAAAUUAAAGAGAUCAAGUCCACGUUGCAUCAAAUGGACAAGCUUUUGAGAUUAGUUGAUCAAUCACCAACGUUGUUGGUUGCUGUUAACUCAAAUACUCUAGUGCUUAAAGAACCUUCUAAUGGUGGCAGCUUCUUGUCCCGUGGGAUCAAGAUGGAAAUGCGGAAAUUAAGAAUCACUUAUAAGUGA
Molecule: messenger RNA, 1245 nt
Organism: Nelumbo nucifera (sacred lotus)
Lineage: Eukaryota; Viridiplantae; Streptophyta; Magnoliopsida; Proteales; Nelumbonaceae
Source: RefSeq, a predicted model, not a curated record